UCGUCAUUACUCAGAAACGACGAAACCUUGCAACAAGAAAACCACUUUGAUUAUAUAUAAAAUACGUGUCAAAAAUGUGCCUGCAAAUAUAGGAAAUGAAUGAUCUGUUACUGAUAUAGAGUAUUCCAAUUUCCAAAGCAGAUUCUCCGCACGAACUUUUCUUCCACAAUUUGCCGGCGUAUCUGUCCCGCGGGAACAAUCUAAUCAAUCGGGAAAUUGAAUUUCAAAGGUCAACUGCGACGAAUUAAUUAUGAAAUUUGGGAAAGAAUUCAGGAUUCAUUUGGAGGAAACCCUACCGGAGUGGAGGGACAAGUAUUUGCAGUACAAGCCCUUGAAGAAGCUUCUCAAGAGUAUCCCGCCAGCUGAUAAUCCGCCUCCGGACGGCCCCUCGCCGGAGCUUCACGAGUGGUUCGUCGGAAUUCUCAACGAGGAACUCGAAAAGUUCAACGAUUUCUACGUCGAUAAGGAGGAAGACUUCAUCAUCCGCUUCCAGGCAUUGAAGGAAAGAAUAGAAAGAUUGAAGUCGAGAGGAAGUACAAAUUCCGUGUUUACAUCUGAGACUGAGUUUAGUGAAGAGAUGAUGGAGAUAAGGAAGGAUUUUGUCUCCAUCCAUGGGGAGAUGGUCCUUCUAAAAAACUACAGCUCUCUUAACUUUGCAGGUCUUAUCAAGAUUUUGAAGAAAUACGAUAAACGAACUGGGGAAUUGUUGAGUCUGCCUUUUACUCAGCUUGCUGUCCACCAGCCUUUCUUUAUGACUGAACCAGUCACGAGAUUAGUUCGUGAGUGUGAGGAAAAUCUGGAGCUCCUCUUCCCACAAGAAGCAGAGGUUGUUGAGUCAACCUCCAUUGAACGUAAGCAGAAUGCUGAUAUACCAAAUGCUUCUUCAGGAUUAAAAUUGGCACCUGGUGAAGAAACUGUAGAUAUAUAUAGGAGCACACUUGCUGCCAUUAAAGCUAUAAAAUGCCUUAAGAAGGCAAGCUCCACCUAUAAUCCUCUGUCACUAUCAUAUAUCUUUGGAAACCAAGAUAACGAUGUCACAGGUGCAGUAACAGCAGAGAACUCUCCUCGUGAUUCUCUUGUAUCCCUGCCUAAAGAAGAGGACGCAACUGAAGAUGUUUGUUCACCCGUGUAAAAACCGUUCUACGUCACUGUUGUUCUUUUGUCUUCCAAGAGUGUGCUGCAGUGUGAUGUUUGAGAGAUUGUGUGCUGUGUGAUCUUUUCUCUUGAGAAUAUUACAAUGCACUUUUAUACUUGCUGAAUAAGCUGCCAACUGAUGACAGAAUUUGCAUUGCAUUUUUUAUGUAAGGAGGUGUUUGGCUA
Messenger RNA from Salvia hispanica, 1320 nucleotides. Its product is annotated as SPX domain-containing protein 4-like. Gene Ontology annotation, biological process: cellular response to phosphate starvation. The record is from RefSeq and is a predicted model, not a curated record. Lineage: Eukaryota; Viridiplantae; Streptophyta; Magnoliopsida; Lamiales; Lamiaceae.